CCAACAUUUAUUUGAUACCAGCAGCAUCCAGCCAGGUCAGCAGGACACCACGCCAAUACUCAGCUUAUUUCCCGCAAAGCACCCACUUUUAUUUCAUACCACGUUCUCUCAAUCCCCUGCCACUGCAGAAACCCAUCCCCACUGCGCCUGCCACACUCGCCAACUCACCGUGACCGCGCUCCACCGUCACCAUCAGCCCAUCAACGCAAUUCUGUACCCAAAGUCACAAUACAACCGAUAACUUCCAAGCCAAAUUCUUACGCUUCCUCUUACUUCAUAUACCAUUCGACGCCACCACACUUUACCCAUUACCACAGGCAUAAAGGUCCGGCACCUGAUACGACCGCCGUAUCACACCUCCGCACCAAGAACGUGACGUCUGGUUGCAUUCAUUCUUGGGUAUCCAUUUCGUCACUGCACGCCUCAGUAUAUAGAUCCGUCAAAAUGAACCCACACAAAAUGGCAAGUCCACUUCCUCCGCUUUUCCGUCGGUUUCAUAAUUGGAGCAUUGCGCUGCUAUUGUCCUUUGAGGUCCCACGCAAAGGAAUCUCGUCACUGGCAGGUGGAUGAGGGCUUUUCAAGGGACUGUCCAAAUGGUUCAAAUAGACGAACCCUUUUUCCCAAGAUGUGUCGGUAUGGAAAGGAAGGGGUAAUGAAAUACCAUUAUCCUUUGUUCCUUUCGCUUGCCUGGAUCGCUAGCAGUGAAGCAACCUUGCCAUGGCUGUAGUUGUUUUUAUCACUGUUGGACCAUUUGAUAGCAUUUGCCCAUAUUUGCCGUACGAUAUAAGAUCCUGCCAGUAUACGUAGCUGACAUGGUUGUGUUCCCGGUGAUACAGAAUAAGGUCGAUAUCUCGCAAAUGAACGAGCAAGACCAGAAGGCGUUCAAGUUGUAUGGCAAGGUACCCGGAAAAAACCUUCUCACCAAAAUGCAGAAGGAGCGAAAAUACUUUGACUCUGGUGAUUACAUGAUGUCCAAGGCAGGUGUGCCAACUGCCUCCCCUCCUGGGACUGCACACCCCACCCCCGAAGCUGUCCCUCACGCCUCUCCUCCAUCCGGUCCCGGCGGCUACCUUUCAUCAUCGCCGACUGGCGGAUCCCUUCCUUCCCCAAAUAUCAUGGAACAUGGCAUCGGUGGAGAAAAAUGUGCCCAUAACGUUGGUGUGGGCAUCAGCCCAGCCGCUACUAGCGAGGCUAUUGAGAUGCCUGGACACGGACAUCAUCACGGACACCAACGUCGUGGCAGUGAAAGCAGAAUCUCCCCUCCUAAUACUUGGAGAGAAAGUGUUAACCCCAGCUCUUUCCCAAUUCACCAUCCUGGCAUCUUCGGCGGAUCUCCAGUCAAAGCAAGUAGUCUUGCCAAACGAGUCGAUGAAGAAGGGGAACAGUAGAUAUUUGGUCAAAGGCAGGGGGUGAUGGGCUGUGAAAACGCCAAGUAAUGCGCCAAGUCUGGCAUAUCGGUUGCUCUGUUUCUCCAUGGGUUAGGUCGAGGAUUGUUUUGUUCAGGGAGAUUUCGAACGAUUAUUUACUCGAGCGGUUUGAAUUACGGAGAGGUUGACGGAAUUAGGUUACGAUUUUGUUCUUUAAGUGUACUUCUAGGCAUGCAAACUGCACAGUUCACCUCUGACGAAUCUCGCUCAUCGUAA
Messenger RNA from Cryptococcus deneoformans JEC21, 1643 nucleotides. RefSeq lists its product as hypothetical. Gene Ontology annotation, cellular component: cytoplasm. Lineage: Eukaryota; Fungi; Basidiomycota; Tremellomycetes; Tremellales; Cryptococcaceae. The record is from RefSeq and is a predicted model, not a curated record. Bases 813 to 1388 code for a protein of 191 amino acids. Gene Ontology annotation, molecular function: protein phosphatase inhibitor activity. The transcript has 5 exons.